GUAUGAUAAUUUAGUCGAGUUAAGCAGUAUAUUAUAACAGUUGAAUAUUUUAUAAUAAACAUUUGAUAUUAAAUAUGAUGAACAUCAAGGUUAUUCUUUUACUUAGUCUAGCAACUUAUGCUUCGUGUACUGGCGGUACUGGAUCACCGGACGAUGAACCAAAAAACCAGAAGAAUAAUGUCCAAAAAAAUAAGAACUCUGAGUCCAAUGCUAAGCCCCAAAAAGGUUUAGUUCGUUCAUUUUGUUGUUGCAUCCCCCAAACAAAUUCAAACGAAGCACCUGUUUCAACUCCAACUGAAAAAAAUACUGAAGCUGAGGUAACUUAUACUGAGUUAUAUUCAUAUUUACAAAGUUCGUUCGAUGAUUGUUAUGAGUGGAUCAAACGUGCCAAUGCCGAAGAAGCUGAAGGCAUUAAAAAGGAAUAUUUUCUUAAAUAUAUGGGCGAACCAAAGGAUUUGGAACCUAUUUUUAAAAAUUUCUUCAAAGCUCAUCCAGAAAACGACAUUAAGUAUUACGCGUUUUUAAAUCUGACACGAUUUGGGCAACUUUUUGAAUACAUUUGCAAGAUAAAAAGAGUACCCGUAGAAAAUAUGGUUGAAGAUAGGAUAACGUCGGCAAAAACAAGGCAAUUACUACCUAUCAACACACAGAUUGAAGAUUCUGAUUUAGCCCCAGCAGAACAGAAAACUGAAGAACAACUGAAAAAGGAGUCGGACUACGUUAUGAAAAACCAGAAACAUAUUUUACAAAUACUUAGUGACACAACUGAAGAUAGACCUGUGCCUAAAGGUUUCAACGUAUUCGCAAGUAUCAAGCCGCUUUUGAAAAAAUGUGAAAGUGAUUGUAACAGGAAUAACGCUCCUAUUUCAUCUUCAUCUUCUGAUUUAGCUCCAGCAGAACAGAAAACUGAAGAACAACUGAAAAAGGAGUCAGAUGACGUAGCUAAGUAAUAAAACAGCGAUAAUAAGGCCACUACCAUCUUUCUACACAUUUCUUCAAUACAUUUUAAUAUGGGACCGCCGAUGACAAAGAAGACUUUUUAUCCGAUUAAUAUAAUAAUAUGUUAAUAUGUUUUU
Messenger RNA from Adelges cooleyi (spruce gall adelgid), 1076 nucleotides. RefSeq lists its product as uncharacterized. NCBI's taxonomy places the organism in Eukaryota, Metazoa, Arthropoda, Insecta, Hemiptera, Adelgidae. The record is from RefSeq and is a predicted model, not a curated record. The transcript is spliced from 10 exons. Bases 75 to 950 code for a protein of 291 amino acids.